AAACCACAGGAGGAAGCUUCGCCUUUUACAGAGUGACAGUGAAGCUUGCCUGCAGAGUCACUGCUGUCAACAAGAGAAAUGGACAUGCAGUCAAGAUAAAACGAUGACACUGCGAGUUCUACUGUUGCUGUCAUUACUAACUGCCCCAUGUGGUGGAUGUGAGUUUGACCUGGAAGGUGUGAAAAAUAUCAAAGGGACCAUCGAUUCGAGUUCAGCAGGCUUUCGCACAGUGUUUCCUAAGGAUUACUAUGUGGUGCAUCGAUAUACAAGACACAUGCUCUGUGACACCGAUCCGUGUUGCGUGUUCCCUGCUGCGUAUGUCCUCCUCGAUUCUUGGCAAGUGCUCCUGACAAACCUCUGGGAGGAACACUUAAAUCACUCUCUUGUUGUGGAACUGACACGGACACUGGAUAAAAUUACUAGCACAAACAGAAACAUGGAAAUGUUUCGGGAGGAGACAGACUUAUCCCAGUUCUCCUUGGUGUCUUCCUCUCCAGAAGAACUCCUAAAGUUAACAUCAGAACUUUUUAGCCGGUGGAUUCAAAUUGGGUGCCCACCUACUAUUGAAACAUGCACCCUGCCCAACUUGCCACCGUCUGUUGAAAGGAAGGACUACAGCCCAUCAAGGGCCAGACUUUUAACCACUAGAGCGGUAGACAAUAUGAAGUCUGGCAGGAUUAUAGACACACCGCCACUGUCCAGUGGGGUUCCCCCAUCGUAUUCUGCAUUCGUUUGGAGCUCCUUAUUAUUGAGACUCUACUGGUGUUUGCUACCAUAGUUGUCAAAAAGGGUCUUUUUUGUAGGCACUGAUGACUGUUUCCUUAAGUUUUUGUCUUUGUGUUUCAGUGUGGUAAGCUUUGUGAAACUCAAGUGUUACAUCUGAUGCACAAAAUUAGAUCAAACCACGAGCUCGCCGUCCAACAGCGUUCUGUAAGAGGUGAUAUCGCAGAUGUAAUCCAAUAGCCUCACUAUUUAGAGCAAACUAUCUAUGGUUUAUGUUCUUCUUGCUAAUGGGCAUUGUCUGCCACUGUUUACAAAUGGAUGUAUAUGUAUUUACUUUUGUACAGAAAAAUAAAUUAAAGACAUUUAGAUAUAUGCAUCGUUAACUUUUGGUGUAACUUGCCAGUAUCCAAAGUCUGUGUUAUAUAUUUAUUACAGUAUUUUGAAUGUACAUUUACAGCUAGGCUACUUAAGUAAAUGUGCUUAAGUGUUGGGAUAUGUGUUCAUACAUAUUUAAUUUUUUUUUUCAUUUAAAGACACUUUUACGCCACAUUUUAGAGGUAAAUACUGUCAUUUCUCUCCACAUUUGUAAAAAAUGAUUAUGCACUGUGGCACACUGAAAAACUCAACAGUUUAUGAAGUUGUUAAAAUCAGUGCACCGCCAAUUACAGCUGUAAUGCCUGCAUAAUGAUACUGUAGCCUAUGAUCAGCACUAACUUAUGAUAUUAAUAAAACUACAGUUGCAAAGCAAUCACAGGUACAAUUCUUCCCAAAUUUGCAUUUCUAACUUUGCAGUGUGGUACUGCUAUUUGCAGCUGCAAAGUAUUUAAUCACGCGGAGAGUUAUAUGUUUACAGUUUUGUCCCUGCUGCUUUUAAGAGAUUCCAUUUUGUGUUUAAUCUUGCAUUCCAGCUGCAGGAAUCUGCUUUCGCUUGAACUCAACCGUAGAUUCUCUUGUAAAAAGGCAGCCUUUGUGUGCAAACUCUUCAAAUCUAUUCUGCAGCUCUAAUUUAAA
Messenger RNA from Oreochromis aureus, 1734 nucleotides. RefSeq lists its product as uncharacterized. The coding region runs from base 104 to 778 and encodes 224 amino acids. The record is from RefSeq and is a predicted model, not a curated record. The transcript has 5 exons. Lineage: Eukaryota; Metazoa; Chordata; Actinopteri; Cichliformes; Cichlidae.